AUGUCAGCUAGAGGGCUCUACGAGAAGUUGAAACGCAAACUACUUACCCGACCCCGGGACUUGGGCUGUAGGCGCACUGGUAUGGACUGCGUCACCGACCUUUGCCCCUAUAUUCCGGGAUCUCCUCUGGAAACAUCUCAUGUCACGCAAGUCAUUUAG
Messenger RNA from Colletotrichum graminicola M1.001, 159 nucleotides. RefSeq lists its product as uncharacterized. The coding region runs from base 1 to 159 and encodes 52 amino acids. The transcript has 2 exons. The record is from RefSeq and is a predicted model, not a curated record. NCBI's taxonomy places the organism in Eukaryota, Fungi, Ascomycota, Sordariomycetes, Glomerellales, Glomerellaceae.